This is a messenger RNA of Pimephales promelas (fathead minnow), 1870 nucleotides long. RefSeq names its product elongation factor 1-alpha. Gene Ontology annotation, molecular function: GTPase activity; GTP binding; translation elongation factor activity. Gene Ontology annotation, biological process: translational elongation. NCBI's taxonomy places the organism in Eukaryota, Metazoa, Chordata, Actinopteri, Cypriniformes, Leuciscidae. The record is from RefSeq and is a predicted model, not a curated record.
GAGCCGGGAGAUUUUCACGCAAAUGUGUGUGAUUUGUGGGGCGAUUAGGGAGGGAGAGGAAGCGGGGGGUUGUUCCUCCUCCCGCGUAUAAAUUCGCCAACCAAAGCAUAUUUCUUCCUCUUUCUGUUACCUGGCAAAGGGGAGCAGCAGCCGAGGAGUUAUCUCUCAAUCCUGAAACUAAUCAAUCAUGGGAAAGGAAAAGAUCCACAUUAACAUCGUGGUCAUUGGCCACGUCGACUCCGGAAAGUCCACCACCACCGGCCAUCUGAUCUACAAAUGCGGUGGAAUCGACAAGAGAACCAUUGAGAAGUUUGAGAAGGAAGCUGCCGAGAUGGGCAAGGGCUCCUUCAAAUAUGCCUGGGUGCUGGACAAACUGAAGGCCGAGCGUGAGCGUGGUAUUACCAUUGAUAUUGCUCUCUGGAAGUUCGAGACCAGCAAGUACUACGUCACCAUCAUUGAUGCCCCUGGACACAGAGACUUCAUCAAGAACAUGAUCACUGGUACUUCUCAGGCUGACUGUGCUGUGCUGAUUGUUGCUGGUGGUGUUGGUGAGUUUGAGGCUGGUAUCUCCAAGAACGGACAGACCCGUGAACAUGCCCUCCUGGCUUUCACUCUGGGAGUGAAACAGCUUAUUGUUGGAGUCAACAAGAUGGACUCCACCGAGCCCCCCUACAGCCAGGCCCGUUUUGAGGAAAUCACCAAGGAAGUCAGCGCCUACAUCAAGAAGAUCGGCUACAACCCCGCCAGUGUUGCUUUUGUCCCAAUCUCUGGAUGGCAUGGAGACAACAUGCUGGAGGCCAGCUCAAACAUGGGCUGGUUCAAGGGAUGGAAGGUUGAGCGUAAGGAGGGAAAUGCUAGUGGUGUUACUCUUCUUGAUGCCCUGGAUGCCAUCUUGCCCCCAAGCCGUCCCACCGACAAGCCCCUCCGUCUGCCACUUCAGGAUGUCUACAAAAUUGGAGGUAUUGGAACUGUGCCCGUGGGUCGUGUGGAGACCGGUAUCCUCAAGCCUGGCAUGGUUGUGACCUUUGCCCCUGCCAACGUGACCACUGAGGUUAAAUCUGUCGAGAUGCACCACGAGUCCCUUUCUGAGGCCUCUCCUGGUGACAACGUUGGCUUCAACGUCAAGAACGUGUCCGUCAAGGACAUCCGUCGUGGAAACGUGGCUGGAGACAGCAAGAACGACCCACCAAUGGAGGCUGGCAGCUUCUUGGCUCAGGUCAUCAUCCUGAACCACCCUGGUCAGAUCUCUCAGGGCUACGCCCCAGUGCUGGACUGCCACACUGCUCACAUCGCCUGCAAGUUUGCUGAGCUCAAGGAGAAAAUCGACCGUCGUUCUGGCAAGAAGCUUGAGGACAACCCCAAGGCUCUUAAAUCUGGAGAUGCUGCCAUUGUUGACAUGAUCCCUGGCAAGCCCAUGUGUGUGGAGAGCUUCUCUACCUACCCCCCUCUUGGUCGCUUUGCUGUGCGUGACAUGAGGCAGACCGUUGCUGUUGGUGUCAUCAAGAGCGUUGAGAAGAAAGCUGCUGGCUCUGGCAAGGUCACAAAGUCUGCACAGAAGGCUGCCAAGACCAAGUGAAUUCCCCUCGAUCAGGCUGUUCCAAAGGUUGUGGUAUGUUCUGCCCAACCUCCUGGAAUAUCUCUAAACCUGGGCACUCUACUUAAGGACUGGCUAAUGCUGAUUAAAACUCAUCGGAAAAAUUUUCGCAGGAAAGGAAAACAACUUGGAUUAAGUGUGGCUUUAUUGAUUGACUGAUAGUGCCUCUUUCAGUUAUUAAAUUUGUUUUGAAAUGGUUUAGAACUGCACCUGUUGCCACAGUAAAAUUUGGAAAGAAGCUGCUGAAUAAACUAAUAAAGGUAUUAAAAAUCGAAA